GGCCGGGGGUAAAUUUCGCCUCCAUACUGAGCAAUUGGCUUUAAUUCCACAGCUACCUCAAGACCAAAAUGGUGAUCAAGACCGACACUUGCGCGUUCAGCGAAAGCCGCAUCUACCCCGGCCACGGCACCCGCCUCAUCCGCAAGGACGGCAACGCCUUCAUGCUCCUCAACUCGAAGUGCAAGUCGCUCUUCUUGCAGCGCAAGAAGCCCGCUAAGAUCGUGUGGACGCUCGGCUGGCGCCGCAUGAACAAGAAGCUUCGCGUCGAGGAAGUCACGCGUCGCCGUGCUCGCAAGUCCACGAAGAUCCAGCGUGCCAUCGUCGGCGUCUCGGUUGAGGAACUCAAGAAGAAGCGCAACCAGAAGCCCGCCGUCCGCGCCGCUGCCCGCGACGCCGCCUUGAAGGAGGCCAAGGACCGCACCAAGGCCAAGAAGGCCGAGAAGGCCCCGAUCAACAAGGCCGUCAACAAGAACGUCGCCCGCGGCGGUGCCAAGAAGGGUGGCAACCGCGGUGCCAUCUAAGCGACCGAAACACUAGUUGUUUCGUGAGCUCGUGGUUUUAGGGCUGGCCUGGCUGUGGACUUAAUAACAUAAUCCAAUGCGCACGCAACGGAUAGACAAGUCUCUCCCCACA
Messenger RNA from Saprolegnia parasitica CBS 223.65, 633 nucleotides. RefSeq lists its product as hypothetical. Lineage: Eukaryota; Oomycota; Saprolegniomycetes; Saprolegniales; Saprolegniaceae. The transcript has 4 exons. Gene Ontology annotation, cellular component: cytosolic large ribosomal subunit. Bases 69 to 521 code for a protein of 150 amino acids. The record is from RefSeq and is a predicted model, not a curated record. Gene Ontology annotation, molecular function: mRNA binding; structural constituent of ribosome. Gene Ontology annotation, biological process: cytoplasmic translation.